Molecule: messenger RNA, 255 nt
Organism: Adineta ricciae
Lineage: Eukaryota; Metazoa; Rotifera; Eurotatoria; Adinetida; Adinetidae
Source: the annotation of a GenBank genome assembly
AUGGAAGAAAAUACUACUACUUUCGCAACAAUUCAACAAUCCAGUACAACUGUUUCAGACAUAGAAGUAGUAACCAAAGAUUAUCCAUUGAUAAUCUCACACUUAUUAGCGUUUGAUGUUGCUGAGAUCCUUAAUGGAACUGAUCCUUUUCCCGUGGAAAGUGAAAUGGGAUUACCCGCAACACCAACUACAGACUUUCCCCAAUGGAUUGAAACUAACACAAUGGUUUAUGAACAGAUUGAUAACAGCAAUUAA